This is a messenger RNA of Talaromyces proteolyticus, 1041 nucleotides long. RefSeq lists its product as uncharacterized. Lineage: Eukaryota; Fungi; Ascomycota; Eurotiomycetes; Eurotiales; Trichocomaceae. The transcript has a single exon. The record is from RefSeq and is a predicted model, not a curated record. Bases 521 to 1033 code for a protein of 170 amino acids.
CUAAGUAGAGGAGCAACAUUUUGAAGUUCCAGCCAUCCAAGAGUGAAGUUUGGUGUUGUUUGCUUUUGAUUUUCAAGUCUUAUGUCUAAUAUAUUUUCUUGCUGCACUCGAUAUGAUGAGUGUAUUUGAACGGUUUAAAUUGUAAUUUGUGGCCGCAUCUAUUGACUUGUGCGCCUUUCGAAUCCAAUGCGUUGGAUACGUACGAACAAUACUGGCCACUAAGAGCAAAUCCGGCAUUUGACUAAUAUAUAUCCUUGCCCUAACGGUAAGUAUUAUAUGCGUUCGCGCAUGCGAAGAUACCUUAAACCCAAUGCUGAGACAGUAAAAAGACUCACCUAAAAUAUUUCAGCAACUCACCACCUGGCGGAUCGCCGCCAGAAAGCCAUGGCGGCUAGCAUAGCCCCCUAGUCCUAUCCCCAAGGAUUUCGACGCUAGGCGUCUGCAGCUCCUCGGAGCUAUUGUACAGCUCCAGUUAGCGACACGAGCUAUUAUUUCCUCAUUCUGGAUGUGGUAGAAAGUGAUGCUGCGUAGUGAGGUUGAGAAUUGUAGGCGUCAUGCUUUCUUUCACUGCCAACUUGAGCACAGCAUUGUAGUGCUGUGGAAUAAUCCAAAAGGCGAAAAUACUUUCUCAGAGAUCGUUUCUUCAGCAAGCAAAUCUAACAGUGUAAAGAAAUCCAGUGCUGACAACAUCGCAACAGCGCAUAAUCCGCAUGUCGCAUACGUCCGGGAUGAUACCUGGUAUCUCAUAUGCCUGCCAUAUGGAACCUCGCUUGAUGUUGUUAGUAGAAAAGCGCUCAUAUCUCAGCGAAUCGCAGAAAACGAUUGGCAAAAGCAAGCAGCUCUAAGGAAUGGGCCAAUAGUUUGCUUAGAAUAUGGCGUCGCUCCGAUCCCGGCCGCACUAUGCGUUUGCGCGGAAUUACGAUUCGCUUGGUCCGUUCUCUCAAAGGAACAUGAUGACACGAUCGCACAUGGGUGUGCAAUUCUCCAUGCGCAAUACGAUGCGAAUCCUUAUUGUGCGAUGCGUAGUCAAUGACAGUCCAC